AUGAGAAAAUUAUGGAAGUUGACAAAACAAGAAGCACAUUUAAUGAGGAGUUAUCCUCCAACAAUCACUCAUUUUGGAUUAACCUUUGGUGAGAUCAAAGGUGGAGCCACCUUAGGACCAGGAACGCUCACUAUAGUCAAUAGUCGCGUAUGGUUCGAUCACGUCACCUUCUCCAACACUUUCGUCUUUUAUUUCCUCUCUCACUCUCAUUUUGUUGUGAAAGUUACGAAGUUUAGUGGCUGUGUUCUUCAUCUUUACCCAUCAACACCAUCAAAGAAAGCAGAGGGCGGAUCAUAA
Molecule: messenger RNA, 297 nt
Organism: Lactuca virosa
Lineage: Eukaryota; Viridiplantae; Streptophyta; Magnoliopsida; Asterales; Asteraceae
Source: the annotation of a GenBank genome assembly